AUGGCAAAGCAGAGCUGCACCUGUUCAGCCCUGUGUGAACCAACGGAGGAGGAGGAGGAGGAGGAGGAGGAGGAGGAGGAGGAGGAGGAGGACUCGGACUCGAGGGUCCGACGCGUCGAUGGGCCUGGCCGGGCGGCUGCGCUGCUGGGCUGCUGGGCAGCCGGGGGCGAGGGGCUGUCGGGAGGCCGAGCUGCUGGGCCGCGGGGCUUCUGGGCUGUCGAGCGUUCGGGCCGCUGGGCCGUCAGGAUCAUCGGGCUGCUGUGCGACGCACAGAGACAUACGAAUGCUACAUAUAUAGGGGCACAAAAAGUGUCAUAA
Prorocentrum cordatum is the source of this 318-nucleotide messenger RNA. Lineage: Eukaryota; Dinophyceae; Prorocentrales; Prorocentraceae. The record is from the annotation of a GenBank genome assembly.